This is a messenger RNA of Penicillium longicatenatum, 339 nucleotides long. RefSeq lists its product as uncharacterized. The record is from RefSeq and is a predicted model, not a curated record. Bases 1 to 339 code for a protein of 112 amino acids. NCBI's taxonomy places the organism in Eukaryota, Fungi, Ascomycota, Eurotiomycetes, Eurotiales, Aspergillaceae. The transcript is spliced from 2 exons. Gene Ontology annotation, molecular function: protein dimerization activity; DNA binding.
AUGGCGUCCAAAAAGCUCACAUGGGUAAAGAAACGUCAGUUAAACAGUUCUCGUGCAAAGGUGCAACAACGGAACCGACGUAAGCAAAGCUUAUUUAAGAAGGCAAAGGAAUUUGUCUUCGAAUGCGAAUCCGAUAUCUUCGUGGCUGUCCGUAUUCGAAAAACCGGACAGAUAUAUAUCCUUGAUUCAUCUACAGAUGAUCAAUGGCUGAAAGACUUAUCCAACCUGGAAUUCUGCUAUCCCCGUCCAAUUCGGGAGUCCGUAGAUUGUUUACCCCAUGAAGACGAGUCUCCACCAGAACACCCGGAUGGGGCAGCUUGUUCCAAAAGCGAAGAUUGA